Molecule: messenger RNA, 1340 nt
Organism: Folsomia candida
Lineage: Eukaryota; Metazoa; Arthropoda; Collembola; Entomobryomorpha; Isotomidae
Product: tRNA wybutosine-synthesizing protein 3 homolog
Exons: 4
Coding region: 494-1213 (239 amino acids)
Biological process (GO): tRNA methylation
Cellular component (GO): cytoplasm
Molecular function (GO): tRNA methyltransferase activity
Source: RefSeq, a predicted model, not a curated record
CAUAAACGUUAUUACACACAUCUAUGAAUAGUAUUAGUAAAAAAAACGCAAAUGAAUAUUUUACGACAUUAUGGUUCAAUAAUUAUCAUUCAUCAGUGAUCAAAAUAAAACCCAACCUUAAUAAGUACACAAAAAAUUUAGCGUUUACAUGCUUGGAUGCUGUAAUUUACAAUAUUUUUUGUUUCGAUUCUAAUCUCAGACUGCACAGCAUUCUGCUUGAAUCUGGAGCUGCCUCAAACACUGCUGAGAAAUAGAGGGCUUAUUAUUUUGUUGUAGAAAGAACGCAUUCAAUUGAUGUGGGUGUUAAAAAAUAAAAAGAGAAAAGACGUGGACAGAAAAUAAAUAAAUCAUUUUUUGAACUACUGAAUACAGUAAGCCCCCAAACUUGAUCGAUAACUUUGAGUUUAGCAAGCAUCGUAUCCACCCACACUGCACGCCACCACCAGACGUUGGACACGUAAAUACUAAUUAGUUUGCAAUUAAACCAAAAUUGAUGGAGUCGGCGGAAUUACUAAAUAAAAGAUUCGAUGAACACCGUCGCCGUCAAGGCUUACCUUGUUCAAGGGUGGUGGGAGCAGAAGGAGGAACUAGUGAUGACGUCGGUGGCGACACGGGCGACGAGCAUGAAGGUCAUCCUCCCACCACCGCCUACGUCUCAGAGGACAAGAGUCGAAAAGGCAGUGUUGACGCCAAAAUCCUGCCCUUGGUCACACUAAUUAACUCCACCAAUGAUCUAUUUACCACGAGCACCUGCAGCGGUCGCACCAUUUUAUUCACCAACGAGUCCGUAGAAGUUGGAGUACCGCCGACAUCCUCCUCUCAACCCGUCGACCCUGUGGUGAAGAAGAUCCGGAAGAAGGGAUGCCAGUGGCUGUUCGUUUCUCAUGAUGAGGUGAAAGUUCAAGACUUUCUCGAGGCUUGGAACAAAGCAUGCGCCACUGUGAAGGAUCAUGAUGUGAUUUUUAAAGUGGAAGCGUCUAUUUUGCAUGUACAGUGUCGACAACUGAGUCUAGCCAAGAAGUUGAUUCACACUGGUACGGAAUCUGGGUUCCGAAAUUCUGGAAUGGUAAUCGGCAAGGAUAAUCGGAUAACGGUUGCUAUAAGAUCGGCUCUUGGAUUCGAAAUUCCAUUGCCUACAUCUAAAUGCUUAGAUAACAACUCUGACAGUAGUCAACUAGUUUCAGAAGGGAUCUUUGUGCUUUUCAGUAUCUGACCUACCUGGUCCAGAAAGCUAAUGAAAAAAUGAAUGAAAAUUGGAGACGAACGGAAAAACUCACAGAGGAGUUUAAGAAAGCCUUCCUUUAGUCAAUUGUUGAAUAAAGCCAUUCAUUCAUAAAGGA